AAUAUGAUAAUACAUUACUAUACUAGUGCACAAAUUGCAAAGUUUUAUUAUUUAGUUAUGAUGAGUUUUUUAUCGAAACAAAUUAUUAGAUCAUUUUCUACAACACCUAUUGAUUAUGGCAAAAGAAAUUUUAGAAAUUUCAUACUUUACAAACGAGGUAAUAAAAAAUUUCAAGAACGAAUGAAAAACAAUCCAGAGAAAGAUCUCAUAAUAACCAAUUAUGGUAUAAAAGAAACAACAAUAAAACUGGGUAAUAAAGUAGUUACAAUACCAGAAAAAAUUCCAGAUAUUAUUGUACCAGAUUUGGAAGGAUUUCAAUUAAAACCAUAUGUAUCAUACAGAGUUCCAGAAGUUACUCAAUCAGAAUUCACUGCUAAAGAUUUAUUCAAUGCUGUUUAUCGAACAAAGAUAGUUGAAGAUUUUAAGGAAAAUAAACUAAAGGAAAAUGGUGAUCCUAUUGAACCUAAUGAAAAUGAAUUAUUGACUGCUAAACAAGCAAAAAUCAAAGCUAGACAGACUGGAAGUGAUUUAUUUUCUGAAGGCAGAUAAAAUCCAAAUAAAAAUGACUUGUUUAUUUUGUAAUUAUAUUUUCUUUCUCUUUUUAAGAAAUAUAAUGAAUAGUUUUCUUAAUAUUUGAA
Daktulosphaira vitifoliae (grape phylloxera) is the source of this 638-nucleotide messenger RNA. RefSeq names its product 39S ribosomal protein L41, mitochondrial (gene mRpL41). The transcript has 3 exons. Bases 4 to 549 code for a protein of 181 amino acids. Gene Ontology annotation, cellular component: mitochondrial large ribosomal subunit. The record is from RefSeq and is a predicted model, not a curated record. NCBI's taxonomy places the organism in Eukaryota, Metazoa, Arthropoda, Insecta, Hemiptera, Phylloxeridae. Gene Ontology annotation, biological process: translation. Gene Ontology annotation, molecular function: structural constituent of ribosome.